This is a messenger RNA of Orbilia oligospora ATCC 24927, 486 nucleotides long. RefSeq lists its product as uncharacterized. The coding region runs from base 1 to 486 and encodes 161 amino acids. The transcript has 4 exons. The record is from RefSeq and is a predicted model, not a curated record. NCBI's taxonomy places the organism in Eukaryota, Fungi, Ascomycota, Orbiliomycetes, Orbiliales, Orbiliaceae.
AUGUUCGAAUUUACGAGAUUCACUUCCCCAAAGACCGCAACUGCCUGGAGCGGCGCUGGUAUCGGAAAACCAUUUGGACUUACACUCUCAACCUUUGUGCACUCCAUCGUCACUCUCGUCGUCUCUAUAAUCAUCAACAUCACAGAUGCAAACGAGCCAGGAAAUGAUUACGGCGAAGGGACGGGAUGGGUAGUCAUGAUUCCCGGACCCGCUAUAGUCUUUCUAUGGUCCAUCAUCUUCAUGUUUGUUUGCAAAUAUUCCUACUUCUCACCAGCUCUCGCCUUGGGAACAUACCUCAUCUUCGCCAUUGGUGUAAUCGCCGAAGGAAUCGUGACGGCUUUGCUUUACGAAUGGCAUGAUAUUGCAUGGCUCCCUGCAAUCUUCAUCAUUACUCUCGGAUUGAACUGUGCCGUAUUUUUCGUUUACAGCUGUAUUGCCAUUCACAGGAAGAGCCAUGCUAAAGACAUCGCGCUCGAUACUGCCUGA